AUGUCGUCGCGCAGCAAGCGUCGUGCCGACCAGGACGAGCCAAAAAAAGCGACUCGGAAAACGACGAAACGCCAGGCCGACUCGGAAGAAGAGGGAGAUGACUCUGAUGCAGCGGUCGAAGAUGAUGAGCUCGGCUUCCUCGACAAGCGAAAUAUCAUCACGGGUGGGCGGAGGACCCGUGGAAUCCGUAUAGAUUACACUAAGGUGGAAGGGUUCCAGCAGGACGAUGAUGAUGAAGAGGAAGAGGAAGAACGUCCAAAGAAGAAAAGCAGGAAGGAGCCUGCACGUCGCACUGCCCCGAGCCCGAGUUCGAGCUCAAAGCAGAAGAAAAUCCAGCCUCCUCCCCCAAAAGGAAAGGCUCCUGUUUCCAAGACGUCACGAAGAGUAGUGUCAGAAGAGGAAGAAGAGGAAGGGGAGGAAGAUGGGGAAGAUGCUAGUGAGGCUGAUGACGAAGAGGCUGACCAGGACGACGGUGACGACGACGAAUGA
Molecule: messenger RNA, 489 nt
Organism: Fibroporia radiculosa
Lineage: Eukaryota; Fungi; Basidiomycota; Agaricomycetes; Polyporales; Fibroporiaceae
Exons: 3
Coding region: 1-489 (162 amino acids)
Source: RefSeq, a predicted model, not a curated record